Molecule: messenger RNA, 474 nt
Organism: Phyllostomus hastatus (greater spear-nosed bat)
Lineage: Eukaryota; Metazoa; Chordata; Mammalia; Chiroptera; Phyllostomidae
Gene: PIERCE1
Product: piercer of microtubule wall 1
Exons: 3
Coding region: 18-431 (137 amino acids)
Biological process (GO): axoneme assembly
Cellular component (GO): axonemal microtubule
Source: RefSeq, a predicted model, not a curated record
GCGCUCGUGGACGGCGGAUGUCCGAGGAGGACCCCCGAGAGUGCGCGGAGCCUGUGGAGCCAGCGGCCCAGGCCCCCCCGCCGAAAACCAGCGACUACUACUGUGUCGAUGAGAACCUGCCCGUCAGGUUCAACAACCCGGCGUGGUUCCGGGGCUACAGGCCCAAGGUGCCCGUCUCGGUGUACAGGACCAGCAACCAGACCUACGGGGGCCGGGCCCCCACCGUGCACGAGAUGCCGAAAGUGUUCUAUGCAAAGUCAAACAAGUUUUCCCAACAACUAGCAGCCGCUGGAAUGUUCCAGAACAACUCCUUCAACGUCUGCCUGGAGAAGAGCAUCGUGACGGGUGUUGACAACUGCAUCACCACCUACGACCGGCUGAACUUCCACCCGAGCUACAACGCCAGCAGGCCGUCCAUCUGCAGCGACUGAGGGGCGGGCCCUCCCCCUCCCCCCGCCAGGGCUCCCCGCCCCC